Messenger RNA from Knipowitschia caucasica, 2412 nucleotides. Lineage: Eukaryota; Metazoa; Chordata; Actinopteri; Gobiiformes; Gobiidae. The record is from the annotation of a GenBank genome assembly.
AUGUCUCCAGAGGUAGCUUCCUCCUCCUCACUCCUCUCAGUCCUCAUCACUCCUCCUCACUCCUCUCAGUCCUCAUCACUCCUCCUCACUCCUCUCAGUCCUCAUCACUCCUCCUCAGUCCUCUUCAAUCCUCUCAGUCCUCCUCACUCCUCUCAGUCCUCAUCACUCCUCCUCACUCCUCUCAGUCCUCAUCACUCCUCCUCACUCCUCUCAGUCCUCAUCACUCCUCCUCAGUCCUCUUCAAUCCUCUCAGUCCUCCUCACUCCUCCCGGUCCUCUCACUCCUCCUCAGUCCUCCCGCUCCUCCUGUCCUCUCUAUGUCAUCCUUCUCCUCCUCACUCCUCCUCACUCCUCUUGCUCCUCCAAGUUGCAUAAACACGAGUCUCCGUUACCUUCCACCACGCCGCACAGAAAUCCCGUGUGCGCGUCCAUGUCGGGCCGUGUGCACGCCUCGGUCCUCUCCUCGGUCCUCUCCUCGAUCCGCUCCUCUGUCUUCUCCUCGGUCCGCUCCUCUGUCUUCUCCUCGGUCCGCCCCUCUGUCUUCUCCUCGGUCCGCUCCUCUGUCUGCCGUGGAGGCUGUCAGUGGAGGCUGUGGUCGGGCAUGUUGUGGUGGAUGCUCGGGUGUCUCUCUCUGGCUCUGGCUCCGGCGCACAGCCCGCACCUUUCUUGUGCAGGAGCGGAGGCACGAAGAGGAGGUCCGGGGCACGUGGAGGGACCAGUGAUGUCGUCCCGUGUGCUGAUGUCCCAUGUCCAGUUCCAGUGUCCUCUCUGUCGGGACGUCCUCUCAGAGCCUGUGUCUAUACCAUGUGGACACAGCUUCUGCUUUCGCUGCAUCACGUCUCACUGGGACCAGGCCCAGUAUGUCUCCCGUCCCAGAGGACAAGCCCAGGGCGUCUCCUGUCCCAGGUGCCACUCCCAGUUCUCUCAGCGUCCUCAGCUCUGUGAGAACAACUUCCUCAGAGACAUGUCCAACAAGAUCAAAGCCUCCAGCAGUAGCCUCCUGCAGGAGGAGCAGAAGGAGCAGGAGAUCAGCUGUGACGUGUGCAUAGAGGGACACACACAGGCGGUGAGGUCCUGCCUGGUGUGCCUGGCCUCCUUCUGCGGGCCUCACCUGGAGCCUCACUGUCGGGUCCCCACUCUCAGGGCGCACUCCCUGGUGCCUCCUGUGGGGGCGCUAGAGAGCCGUCUGUGCAAACGCCACCAGCGCCUCCUGGAGCUGUUCUGCCGGAGGGAGGAGGAGUGUGUGUGUGUGCUCUGUGCUGAGGCAGGCCAUCAGGGGCACCUCCUGGUACCUGUGGAGAGGAGAGCGGAAGAGGUGAAGGAGCAGGUGGAGCUCAGAGAGGAGGAGGUGCAGCUGAGGAUCCAGGAGAAACUGAGGAGAAAGGAGGAGGUGUCAUACAACAUCAUACAGAGCAGAGAGCAGAGCAGGCAGGACUUGCAGGAGGCGCGGCAGGUGUUCUCCUCUCUUGUGGCUCAGGUGAAGGAGGUGGGGCAGGAGGUGGAGGAGGAGAUCCAGAGAGCUCAGGAGGAGGCGGAGCUCAGGGCUCAGAAACAGAUCUCUGAGCUCCAGCAGGAGGUCAGGGAGCUACGGAGGAGGAGGCAGGAGCUGGAGCUGCUGCGACAGUCACAGGACCAUCUGCAGCUGGUGCAGGCCUUCUCCAGCCUCAGCCCUCUGGCGCCCCCUCUUGGUCGGUCUGUGCCAGUUCAUGCUGACCCCUCCCUGGGCGCCGUGCGGAGCGCAGUGGAGCGAGUAGAGGAGGAGCUGCAGGAGAUCCUCCAGGUGCUGUGUGCGCGGGAGAUCCAAAGGAUGCAGAAGUUUUCAGUGGACGUGAGGCUGGACCCCCGCACAGCGAACCCGUGGCUGCGUCUGUCUGAGGACCGCAGAGCUGUGUGGGACGGGGACCAGGAGCAGUACCAGGAGCAGGACCAGGACCAGGAGGAGACCCCUGAGCGCUUCGACACGGCCCCAUGUGUCCUGGGAGACAAGGCCUUCUCCAGCGGGAGGCAGUACUGGGAGGUGGAGGUUGGUGGUAAGACCGCGUGGGACGUAGGCGUGGCUUGUGCCUCCGUGGUCAGAAAGGGCGUGGUCACUCUGAGUCCCGCUGACGGCUUCUGGACGCUGUGUCUGCGAGAGGGAGGGCAGUACAGAGCGUGUGCGGGAGAGGCCCAGCUCCUCCCCCUUCUUCCCCCCUUCCCCCGUGUGGUGGCCGUGUUCCUAGACCACGAGGGGGGGCGAGUCUCCUUCUACGACCCUGAGGUCAGAGGUCACCUGUACUCCUACACAGGGUUCAGCUUCACCCAGGACCUGCUGCCCUUCUUCAACCCAGAGACCAGCACCAGCGGGGGCCACAACACUGCUCCUCUGGUCCUACGGGGGGAGGACCAGUUGGACUUGGACAACGUCCUCAUAUGA